AUGGCCGACUCUAAAACUCUACCGAAGAACAAGCUGACGCCGCGCUUUCGGAAAUCUUUGCCUUCCAGUGAUACAAGCAAGAUGAGCCCCGAGCAAAAAGCACGCUAUUUGGCCUUUGCCGAUCCCGCCAAGCCAGACGUGAAGACGAUGCUGGCCACCACUCUCAUGAAAGAGAGGAAGGUCAUGGACAGUCGGCAAAGGGAAUUGGAAGAUAAAAACCUGAUUGGGGUCCUCAAGGCUUCCGAAGCACGGAACCGCCUUCGAAACUCAAGGCUCCAGUACCAGAAUCUGAGAGCGCAAGAGAUCAACUUCCUGAUCUCCUUCCAAAGGAAUGCGAAAGGCGCUGUGAGGUUGGAAGUCUUUCUCCCACCCAGGAGAAAUAUUGCAAAAUUGUCUGACUGCAUGGACACCAUUCAGCGUGGCCGGAUUGAGGAGAUUCUGGAAGACGAGAGCGGUGAGAUCUAUAUCCGGAGGCCUUAG
Thamnophis elegans (Western terrestrial garter snake) is the source of this 480-nucleotide messenger RNA. RefSeq names its product LKAAEAR motif containing 1 (gene LKAAEAR1). The transcript is spliced from 3 exons. NCBI's taxonomy places the organism in Eukaryota, Metazoa, Chordata, Lepidosauria, Squamata, Natricidae. Bases 1 to 480 code for a protein of 159 amino acids. The record is from RefSeq and is a predicted model, not a curated record.